Molecule: messenger RNA, 420 nt
Organism: Entamoeba dispar SAW760
Lineage: Eukaryota; Evosea; Mastigamoebida; Endamoebidae
Exons: 1
Coding region: 1-420 (139 amino acids)
Source: RefSeq, a predicted model, not a curated record
AUGCAGAAGUACCUGGAAAAUGAAAAACGUCAAGAAUCUAAACAACAACAACAAGAAUUAAAUACAUUAAAUUUAAUUAAGUCAAUGGAAGAGAAUGCUAUUAAACAAGUAGAACAAGACAUUUCUCAUAAUGCCAUCAGAGAAACUAUUGUUCAAAAAGAUGAAAAACUUAGAGAAGACUUAAAAGAAAUUAAACAAAAAAGGAAAGAAGCACAAGAAGAAGAGAAAGCGUCUCGUUCAUAUCUGUUUAUAUAUGAGAAUGGAAAAUUGAAGAACCCUAUAAAAACACAAACCCAAUCUAAAAACCCAGAAACAAAGUUAUUAGAAAAAGAAUUAAGUAAAGAAGGAAAUGAAGGAGGUUGGUAUUUUAGUGAUAAUAAAGAUCUACCUUUUGAUAGUAAUGAGUGGGAGUUUAUUUAA